Molecule: messenger RNA, 1496 nt
Organism: Bombyx mandarina (wild silkworm)
Lineage: Eukaryota; Metazoa; Arthropoda; Insecta; Lepidoptera; Bombycidae
Gene: bys
Product: Bystin
Biological process (GO): rRNA processing
Cellular component (GO): cytoplasm; nucleolus; preribosome, small subunit precursor
Molecular function (GO): snoRNA binding
Source: RefSeq, a predicted model, not a curated record
CUAACUAAAAAAACAACAGCACAUGGUAAAUCUUUGAUAACGUUUACAAUUUAUGUUCCGCAGGAACGGUUUUUGUAUGUAGUAUUAAGAAAACUGUGGUGUUUGUUAAAAGUUUCCUUACUGACCAUUUAGUUGAAACUAAUAUGGGUAAAGUUAAAAAGUUGAAGCCCUCACAAGUGGGAAAAAAUUUAGCUCUUGCUGAUCAAAUUGAAUCUGGAAAUUCAGUCAAAAUUAAAAAUAGGACCAAAGAUAGAAAUAGGCACGAUGAAGACGAUGAGUUUGUAAAAGCAGAUUUGUCUAAAAAAAUUUUAAAAACUGCUAGAAGGCAACAAGCUGAACUAGAAGACAAUGAGAUUGGUCCGUCUCCAGCAAAACAUGUCACUCUUGUGUCAAGCUUUAAAGAUAAAGGAUCAGAUAGUUCAGAUUCAGAGAAGGAUGACUUGGAACCUGACACAUACUAUGAUAACAUUGAAAUCAACGAAGCAGAUGAAGAAGCACUCAAAUUGUUCAAAUCAUCUAAAACAGAAAGAGUUAGAACUCUAGCUGAUAUUAUAAAAGAAAAAAUUACUGACAAACACACAGAACUACAGACUCAGUUCUCAGAUGCAGAAACUUUAAAAUUGCAGAAUAUUGAUCCAAGAAUAAAAACCAUGUAUGAGGGCGUAAGGGAUGUACUCCAGAAAUAUAGAUCAGGCAAAUUACCGAAAGCUUUCAAAAUGGUGCCACAUUUGCAGAAUUGGGAGCAAAUUUUAUACUUAACAGAGCCCACUACUUGGUCAGCAGCUGCUAUGUAUCAGGCAACUAGAAUUUUUGCAUCAAAUCUUAAGGAGAAGAUGGCUCAGAGGUUUUAUAAUUUAGUUUUACUACCACGUGUCAGAGAUGACCUUGCCGAAUACAAAAGGUUGAAUUUCCACUUGUACCAAGCAUUGAGGAAGGCCCUGUUCAAACCUGGUGCUUUUAUGAAGGGAAUUUUACUACCGUUAUGUGAGGCUGGGGAUUGUACGCUAAGAGAAGCUAUAAUUGUUGGAUCUGUGCUGGCACGUAAUUCAGUACCCGUUUUACAUUCUAGUGCUGCUUUGUUAAAAAUAGCUGAAAUGGAUUAUAACGGUGCUAAUUCAAUUUUCCUGAGAAUCCUUUUUGAUAAAAAAUAUGCUCUUCCAUAUAGAGUUGUGGAUGCUGUUGUUUUUCAUUUUUUGAGGUUUCAAUCUGAGGCUCGUGUAUUACCUGUAUUAUGGCACCAAGCUCUAUUAACGUUUGUACAGCGUUAUAAGGCAGAUAUAUCAACUGAGCAACGAGAUGCACUUCUAGAGUUAUUGAGAAAACAAUAUCAUCCUACAAUAACACAAGAGAUUAGACGGGAGUUACAACAAGCUCAAUGCAGAGAUAUUGAAGUAAAUGAAGAAGCAACUAACAUGAUGUCAGUUGAAUAAUAUUAUCAUGAAUGUAUGUAUUAAAAAAAUGUUUAUUAAAUAGUAAUAAAAGCUUAUCAUCAGUAA